Molecule: messenger RNA, 5136 nt
Organism: Arvicanthis niloticus (Nile rat)
Lineage: Eukaryota; Metazoa; Chordata; Mammalia; Rodentia; Muridae
Source: RefSeq, a predicted model, not a curated record
GCCCCGCAACUUCACCCGACGCGGCGGCAUCUGGUGCGACUCCCGAGCGCUGGGGCCACGACUGUCACCCUCGGCCCUUUCCCUGUUGGCUGGAAGGAACGAACACUAAAGCGGAGGUGCACGGCAGCGAGGGGCGGUGCGUGGGUGCGGAGGUGGUACAUGCCACCCGGUACUAAGCGUCUCCGGGCACUACGAGCGUUCUCAGCAGGACUGCCAACCAGACUCCCAGAAAUCAUGCUGGUGGGAUCCCAGUCCUUCUCUCCUGGUGGGCCCAAUGGCAUCAUCCGGAGCCAGUCCUUCGCAGGUUUUAGUGGGCUGCAGGAAAGGCGAUCCAGGUGUAACUCCUUCAUUGAAAAUGCCUCAGCUCUCAAGAAGCCUCAGGCCAAACUGAAGAAAAUGCAUAAUCUAGGACACAAAAAUAACAACACUCCUAAGGAGCCUCAGCCAGAGAGAGUGGAGGAGGUCUACAGGGCCCUGAAGAACGGGCUUGAUGAGUACCUGGAGUUUCACCAGACAGAGCUGGACAAGUUGACUGCUCAGUUGAAAGAUAUGAAGAGAAACUCUCGCCUGGGUGUGCUGUAUGACCUAGACAAGCAAAUUAAAACGAUUGAGAGAUACAUGCGACGCCUGGAGUUUCACAUUAGUAAGGUAGACGAGCUCUAUGAAGCCUAUUGUAUCCAACGUCGUCUCCAAGAUGGUGCCAGCAAAAUGAAGCAAGCCUUUGCCACAUCCCCUGCCAGCAAGGCUGCCAGGGAGAGUCUGUCUGAGAUCAACCGCAGCUACAAGGAGUACACAGAGAACAUGUGCACCAUUGAAGCAGAGUUGGAGAGUCUGCUGGGAGAAUUCUCCAUCAAGAUGAAAGGUCUGGCUGGCUUUGCCCGCCUUUGUCCUGGAGAUCAAUAUGAAAUUUUCAUGAAGUAUGGCCGGCAGAGGUGGAAACUCAAGGGCAAAAUAGAAGUGAACGGCAAACAGAGCUGGGAUGGAGAAGAAACCGUCUUCCUGCCCCUCAUAGUUGGGUUCAUUUCAAUCAAGGUCACAGAACUCAAAGGACUGGCGACUCACAUCCUAGUAGGCAGUGUAACCUGCGAGACCAAAGAGCUGUUUGCAGCCCGACCCCAGGUGGUGGCUGUUGACAUCAAUGACCUUGGUACCAUCAAACUGAACCUGGAAAUCACCUGGUAUCCCUUUGACGUGGAGGACACGACCCCGUCGUCAGGCUCUGGGAACAAGACAGCUGCUCUCCAGCGGAGGAUGUCCAUGUACAGCCAGGGCACCCCAGAAACACCUACCUUCAAAGACCAGUCCUUCUUUUCAAAUCUGCCAGAUGACAUCUUUGAGAGUGGAAAGGCAGCAGAGGAGAAAAGGCCACUGUCCCUCAGCUUCAGUGAUCUGCAGGAUGGAGACUGUGUCUUCACCUCCAGCUCAGCCACCUCUCCCUCCAGUUCACACUCAGCCCAUCCAGAGAUUACCAUCACCCCUGCCGAGCUUACCCACAGCAGCCUGUCCUCACAAAAUGAGGGUACUGAGGACAGCAGCUCCGCAUCUUCCAGGAAUUCCUUGGGUGAGGACCAUGAGCCAAAGUCCUACCCGAAGAGUGAUAUGGUAGAGCCCAGGAAGCCCAGUGUGGCUAAAAGGUCUGGUACUGAGAGCCUGUUUCUGGAGAAUAGUGUUGCCGAGGCUCUCCUGCAGGAAUCAGAUGAGGCCUCUGAGCUCAAGCCUGUGGAGCUGGACACGUUUGAAGGAAACAUCACAAAGCAACUAGUGAAGAGGCUCACCUCAGCUGAGGGGCCCAUCACUACCGACAAGCUUUUCUUUGAAGGCUCUGUUGGUAGCGAAUCUGAGGCUGGCCGGUCUUUUCUCGAUGGCAGCCUGGAAGAUGCCUUCAGUGGACUCUUCCUCGCAUUAGAUCCACACAAGGAGCAGUACAAAGAGUUCCAGGACCUGAACCAAGAAGUCACACACUUGGAUGAUAUUCUCAAAUGCAAGCCGGCUGGCAGCCACAGCAGGUCCUCCAGCCUAAGUCUGACGGUUGAGAGUGCUUUAGAAAGCUUUGAUUUCCUCAACACCUCUGACUUUGAUGAAGAGGAAGAGGAUGGUGAUGAAGUCUGCCACGCUGGAGGAGGAGCAGACUCCGUGUUUUCAGAUACUGAGACAGAGAAGAGUGGUUACAGGUCAGUUCACCCAGAAGCCAGGGGCCACCUUAGCGAAGCUCUGACUGAAGAUACAGGCGUAGGGACCAGUGUGGCAGGAAGCCCGCUCCCACUCACUACAGGGAAUGAGAGCCUGGACAUCACCAUUGUCAAACAUCUACAAUACUGCACCCAGCUCGUUCAGCAAAUCGUCUUCUCUAGCAAAACCCCCUUUGUGGCAAGAAGUCUCUUGGAGAAGCUGUCCAGGCAGGUCCUUGUGAUGCAGAAGCUGGCAGCAGUGAGUGAUGAGAACCUCGGGAACAUCGCCUCUGUGGUAGAAGCCAUACCAGAAUUCCACAAAAGGCUGUCCUUGCUGUCCUUCUGGACCAAGUGCUGCAGCCCCACGGGGGUCUACCACAGCUCUGCCGCCUGCCUGAUCAAGCAGCUGGAAGCCAGCUUCGCCAGAAGCAUCAACAAAGACUAUCCAGGACUGGCAGAGCCAGUGUUCAGAACCCUGGUGUCCCAAAUCCUGGACCGAGCUGAACCACUCCUUUCCUCCAGCCUCUCCUCAGAAGUCAUCACCGUCUUCCAGUAUGACAGCUUCUUUACCAGCCAUGGUGUGAGUGACCUGGAGACUUACCUGGGCCAGCUAGCCAGGCAAGUUGCCAUGGUUCAGACUCUGCAGUCCCUGAGAGAUGAGAAACUGCUGCAGACUAUGAGUGACCUUGCACCCAGCAACCUCCCGGCUCAACAGGAAGUCCUCAGGACGCUGGCUCUGCUGCUCACCAAGGAUGACAAUGAGGUCAGCGAGGCUGUGACACUCUACUUGGCAGCAGCCUCCAAAAAUGAGCACUUCAGAGAAAAGGCCUUGCUCUAUUAUUGUGAAGCACUGACGAAGACUAAUCUCCAGCUACAGAAGGCAGCAUGCCUGGCCCUCAAAAGCCUGGAGGCCACCGAAAGCAUUAAAAUGCUAGUGACAUUGUGUCAGUCUGACACUGAAGAAAUCAGAACCGUGGCCUCGGAAACCCUCCUGUCUCUUGGAGAAGACGGGCGACUGGCGUAUGAACAAUUAGACAAAUUCCCUCGAGAUUGUGUUAAAGUGGGAGGUCAUCAUGGAACUGAAGUUGCCACAGCCUUUUAAAUUUCAUGUUAGCACUGCCUGACUGCUAUCCCAGUGAUACCUGGCCCUUGUCCUCAAGAGGGUGCUGUGAUGUGGCCAGACAGCAGAGAGCUGCCGCUGCUGCUGCUGCUGCUGCCAAUACGAAGAUCUCAAAGUCCAAUUGCACUGUCCUGUCUACUUUUCUUUAGCCCACAGAACAGGGCUGUGCAUUGUAGUUGGGACUGACAGCACUUCAAAGUCCAUCUUACCUUACUGUAGAAUUUGAAAAUAGCCAUCUUUACACCUGUUUGGAAGUUCAUCUGUCAGCUUGACCUCUUCAUGUGCUAUUUGGAUACGUGUUUUAUGCCUUGCCAUCUUUCUGCUGUGUUCUCAGGGUUGAGUGGCCCCUUAGUUACUGAAUUUUAUUUUAAAGACAAAACACAAAAAGAACAUACUGCAAAUAAAAGUUUUCUUACAGAACCUGGCAAGAUGAUCAAUUGUGAGACAGUAGGUUUUGGAGCUGAGGAGUGGCUCCCUUGGGAAAGUGCUUGCCUAGUCCACACGGAGCUUGGGUUCACCCCCAGCACUGCACAAGCCGGGUUUGCCGCCCAUACACACUCAGUACGUAGAAGCAGAAGGAGGUAGGAUCAGAAGUUCAAGGUCAUCUUCACCUACCUAGGGAGUUCCCAGGGCAACCUGGGAUACAUGAGGCUAUGGGGGGUAGAACCUAAGUUUUAUAUCUUAGUAUUUUAUAGUUCCUACUAUUUGUUUCUAUUUCCAUCCUGAGACUGUCCGUAUGGUCUAUCCAUGUAAUUUAAGAGAUAAACAGACGGAUACUGCUUCAUUAAGAUGGCACCUGUACUAUUAAAAGCAAACAAAACCUCAAAACUUACGCUUUUGUUCCUUAACCAGAGCCAUCUUUAUCACACUCUUGGGUUGUUGUUGUUUGGUUUUUCUUUUGUCUUGAAACAGAGUCUCCCUAUUGCAGUCCUGACCAGCCUGGAACAUGAUACACAGGCCAGCCUGACCUUGAACUUGCAAAACUUGGACCUCUGCCUCCAGAGCUGGGGUUAUAGGUACAAGCCACUAUGCUUAGUUUUACGUAUGUAAUUUUUUUUUUUUUUUUGCUAAGACAAAUACACACCCCAAAAUUGUAGAUUCAGAAAGAUGUAUUGCUCUUUCAGGUGGGGACCUGAACUUUAGAUGAAUCCUAACCGGAUAGAACAUUGGGGUACUGAAAGUGGUUCCUGCUUCUAUAAAAUUGACUAUGAGUCUAGGAAGCAGGAGGCCCUGAGAGCUGGAAACUACCCCGAAGUUUCCACAGCAACUCAGUACCCCAGUAGAGAGUCAGUCUCUUAGAAAGUAUGCAAGGGGUGGGGAUGCCAAGACAUCACAACAAUACGUGUGAGUGCAAUUUGAACUGUAUUCUGGAUGUGUUUGUAUAAAUACCAAUUAGAUAUUAAUUUCAAUACUUACAUUUUAGCAAGACUUUUAAAAAGGUUCCUUUUAUUUUAAAGUGAAAAUUGCUUGCCAGGUUUCUGGCAUCACAUCCUUUCAACUGUGACAUUCCACUGUACAUAUUUGUAUAUUUGUAAAUAUUAUAUAUGUGCAUAUAUCCCUCAUUUUAAAGGUAUGUUGUACAGUUAUAGUAUGUAUAGGCCAGACUCUUUGUUAAAUGGUUGAAAUGUCUCUUUUGUAGAAAGUGAAAUCACAGCUAUCACAGGGUUUUUGUUUGGUUUAUUUGUGGAUCUGAAACAUUUUUGACUAUUGCAUGGAUAAUUAAUUUCACAUCUUUUGUAUUCACUUCUGUGUUUUGCUUUCGGUUGGGGAGUGCUUUUAGGUUUGUGGUAUUUGUAUUCAUCCCUCUUUAAAUCAUGUAAGUCAAAAUAAAAAUUAUUUUUAAUUACU